UUUAAUAAUGUAUUUAUUGUGGUUUAAUAAAAAGCUUAUUAUAUAUUUAGAUGGACCAACCUAUUUCUCUAAGGAUUCUAAGAAUCAUUCUAGUGAUGACAUGUGGCUACAAAAAAAUGUUGCAAUGCUUCUCAAAUAAUAUAUAGGGGAUGUUCAGAUAUUAAAAACAAAAUAUCUUAUUAUAUAAAGUUUGGUUCUUAAGUAUAAAUUUAGUUAUGUUUACUUAACAAUCCAAAAGUUUUAAAAGUCAUUAAUUGAAAAUUUUAGCUUAUAUAAAAAACCACUGAAUAACUAUUUCAAUUUGAGAACAUAAGUUAUAUUUCAUAACCAAAAGUAAAUCAUUCAAUCCAUUAGUCCCUCAAACCGAGUUGUGGAAGGGAAGCAGACGAUGAAUCUUGUUGCUCUGGUCCUCCUGAUAUUACACAUUUUCAUUCUUUCAUGUGUAGAUGCAGGCACAGUCGUUUUGAUGAAUUCCAACAUCACUCAGUCUUUCGAAGACAUGGAAGGUUAUUUCUCUCCAUCAGAAGAGGCUACCGUAGAAACCGGAGUCCUUUACGUGGCUGAUCCUCUCGACGCAUGCCAAAAGUUGAGGAAUAAACCGAAGCAGAGCACUAACGGUACUUUCCCUUUCGCGUUGAUCGUGAAAGGAGGCUGCAGUUUUGAGCACAAAGUCAGAAACGCUCAGGGAACCGGUUUCAAAGCUGCCAUUGUCCAUGACGAUGUGGACCGUGACUUCUUAUUAGCUAUGGAAGGAGAGGAGUACGGUAUCAACAUUCAAGCGGUUUUUGUGACGAAAGCAGCAGGAGAAACACUCAAGAAAUACGCUGGCAUGGCGGAAACAAGAGUCAUGCUGGUCCCUAGUUUAGAGGACUCGGGGUUGUCGUUGUUAGCGACCACAGCAUUGGUUGUAUCGUUGGGCAUGUUCGUUGUUCUGACCACUUGUAUUUACAUCUGUAGACGUUGUACAUCACCUAUAACAUCCCAGUUCCAUGGAAUGAGCAGUAGAACGGUAAAAGCAAUGCCGAGUGCUACAUUCACUUCUGUGCGCGGAUACACCACAACAGCUCUGUCUUGCGCUAUCUGCCUCGAAGACUACAGUGUUGGGGAGAAGCUCAGGGUCUUACCUUGCUGUCACAAGUUUCAUGCCACUUGUGUAGACGUGUGGCUUACAUCAUGGAGAACGUUUUGCCCUGUGUGUAAACAGGAUGCAAGAAUAAGCACGGACGAGCCAUCAGCUUCAGAGAGCACACCGCUCCUUGCAGGAUCAUCUUUAGUGCAUAUAGACCCUCCUCCUGUGGGAUCCUCACUUUUGCCCACGACCUCGUCCUACAGUCAACUAUCUUUCAGGUCUUCUCCCUCUCAUGAAAGCUGGCCAUCGCCAAUAAAUGUCAGCCAUAUAUCUGCGGAUUUCAGGCAACAAGCAGCCUCCCCGUUGCGGUCUUCAUCGCAGAGAUCAUACAUCGCCUGUAUAGGCUCGUUGGACUCACCAUUUUACUCGAACAUAGCAUCUCUGAACGAGAUGAUGCUACCAUAUCAGACUAGCCCAAGCAAUGCGUCCCCUGGGUUUGUCCAAUCAAUAAGGCAUCAGUUCAACUCUUCGCUUUCCAGGGAAUCAGAAGGUUCAUCAUCUCAUUUCGCCUCUGCACACUCGCCGGAAGAAUGUUAGACCAAAGAUUCGAGCAGACACCAUGGACUCUCUAGGUCCGGUUUGGUUCAUCUAGGAUUCUUUUGCUUUUAAUAUUCUGUCUACACAUCAAAUCCUUGGAAAGCUAUCUAUUAGCCAAUAAGGAUAGAUGAUCUGUAUAUUACCUCUCUGUCCAUGCAUGUUGGUUUCACUCUUUUUUUCUUUUGGGGUUUAGUUCGAUCGAAUCUGAGAUUCAACUAAGCUACAAUGUCGAAUGAUUUUAAAGACUACAUAGCGCAAAGAGGCACCAGAUUCUAAAGUCAGUUCACUC
Molecule: messenger RNA, 1955 nt
Organism: Brassica rapa (field mustard)
Lineage: Eukaryota; Viridiplantae; Streptophyta; Magnoliopsida; Brassicales; Brassicaceae
Product: receptor homology region, transmembrane domain- and RING domain-containing protein 3
Source: RefSeq, a predicted model, not a curated record